Lasiodiplodia theobromae is the source of this 1194-nucleotide messenger RNA. RefSeq names its product GTP binding protein and negative regulator of the ran tc4 GTPase cycle gtr1p protein. Lineage: Eukaryota; Fungi; Ascomycota; Dothideomycetes; Botryosphaeriales; Botryosphaeriaceae. The coding region runs from base 1 to 1194 and encodes 397 amino acids. The transcript has 2 exons. The record is from RefSeq and is a predicted model, not a curated record.
AUGGCCGCACCAAAGGACUCGGGCUACAUCCAAGCCAACGACCCCACACGCCCCCGCAGCGACGCAGCCGUACCCUUCCGUGAGAUCAUCCCGAAGCCAGACCACCCCAGAAUCGCAGGUAUUGAGGCCUGCGAUGCCCACAGCUGGUGCGAGUCGCGACGCAAGAUCGACGCACCAGCGUGGCUGAUCAACCGGUUGGACGCCAAGAACCUGGAGAAGCCAUACGUGGGCUUCACGACAGACGGAACCGUUCGGGAAGGAGUGUACGAGUGGGCGGACGACGAGGGUGCGCCAGUCGAAGCGGCCGCACAGGCGGCGAAGUCGCUGGUUGCGUUGCUGUCGGCUGAGGCGCGCGCGCGCACGCUGCACGCGUCCGUUGACGACGAGGCGAUCCGGCUGUGGUCAAAUCCGGAGCUGUACGUCAACCCGGGCGGGCUGCGGCUGGAUGAGUGCGAACAAGAGGUGCGUGAGGCGGUGCACGCGGUGCUACGCGCAAGCCUGAGCGCGCAGGGCUACGACAAGACGUGGGCAUGCUGCCUGACCAACGGCUUCCUCGGCCACCUCGUCAACGGCCGCCGCGUGCUCAACGAACACUCGUACAACUUCCGCCUCUUUGGCGAACCGAGUGCCACCGAGCCGUGGGGUUACACGUUCUUUGGGCAUCACCUUUGUCUCGCAGUGAUCUUCUAUGGCCCUCGCAUGGUUAUUGGUCCUACAUUCAUGGGCGCCGAGCCGGACCGCAUCGACGAGGGCCCGCACAGUGGCUUGCGGCUGUUCAAGACAGAGGAGCUGGAGAGCUUGAGCCUCAUGCAGAGCCUGAGCCCGGAGCUGCAGGCCAAAGCGACGCUAUCUGUGGGCAUGGACGAUGAAUCCUUGCCCGCGGAUCGGUGGAACCCAUUCGACGAGAGACACCUCGGUGGUGCGAGGCAGGACAAUAGGGUGGUGCCUUUCGAGGGAUGUCCGGUAAAGGAGUUCCCGCCCAGCCAGCAGGAACAGAUCGUCACGCUCUACAAGGCUUUCAACGAGUACUACCCGGCCCCUGUACUCGAGCAUCGCGUCAACCUCUUUAGGAAGCAUCUCAACGAGACGUACUUCGCCUGGAUCGGCCCCCACGGCGACGAUGACCCCUACUACUUCCGCAUCCACUCGCCCGUUGCCUUCAUGGAACUGGACUUCCACUGCGGCAGUAUGUAA